This is a messenger RNA of Lytechinus variegatus (green sea urchin), 2523 nucleotides long. RefSeq lists its product as uncharacterized. Bases 1 to 1896 code for a protein of 631 amino acids. NCBI's taxonomy places the organism in Eukaryota, Metazoa, Echinodermata, Echinoidea, Temnopleuroida, Toxopneustidae. The transcript is spliced from 7 exons. Gene Ontology annotation, molecular function: protein binding. The record is from RefSeq and is a predicted model, not a curated record.
AUGAAUGUUAAGGAUAGGAGUGUGAAUAUAAGCAUGAAUAUUAGGGAUAGAAGUGUGAAUAGAAGCAUGAAUGUUAAGGAUAUAAGUGUGAAUAGAAACAUGAAUGUUAAGGAUAGAAGUGUGAAUAGAAGCAUGAAUGUUAGGGAUAGAAGUGUGAAUAGAAGCAUGAAUGUUAAGGAUAGAAGUGUGAAUAGAAGCAUGAAUGUUAAGGAUAGAAGUGUGAAUAGAAGCAUGACUGUUAGGGAUAGAAGUGUGAAUAGAAGCAUGAAUGUUAAGGAUAGAAGUGUGAAUAGAAGCAUGAAUGUUAAGGAUAGAAGUGUGAAUAGAAGCAUGAAUGUUAAGGAUAGAAGUGUGAAUAGAAGCAUGAAUGUUAAGGAUAGACGUGUCAAUAUUAAACAAAAAGUUGAUGCCGAUGAGGAUCCAAGAUACUGCGAUGUGGAUGGAGAGAAUGCAACGGUUGUCCUCCAAGAGCACCCGAGAGGUCCAGAAGGACUACCAAUGAUCUCAACCCCUGAUACUUUGACUGUUGGGAAGACUAGCCAGCUGAACUGCACAGUCUACCACGUCUACCCUGCACCUAUCAUUGAAUGGUUCAUUGAACCUGGUGAAGAGAACAUCACAAUGAACGCGUCUAUUCACUCCAACCCUGAUAACAUAUCAAGUCUCUUCAACGCAACCAGUUCUCUUUUAUUCACGCCAACGACGAACAAUCAUGGAGAGAACCUGACAUGUAGAUUGUCUCCUUCUGUGCCAAAUGUUUGGAAAUCCCGAAAUGUUUCUGUAACAUUGAAUAUCGAAGGCGACCUCAGUCCAUCUGACGAAAUCAGGGUUGAAAACGUGACGUCGUCCAGUCUCACCCUUUCUUGGGACGUUGACAACGUUACUCUUGAAUACUGCAACUGCAGCUAUGCGUCCUCUGAUAUCUUGAAGACAACGGAUCCUUUGAACUGUCGGUUCUGCAAUGAGCCGAUUAGAGUAAACGGGACCAGCUAUGACCUAACAGGCUUGGAACCGUUCCAGUGGUAUAAUCUGACUCUGAAAUUGACAGGUGUAGGAGUGGUGGCGUCUAAGCUAGCUUCCACUGCCCCACCCGUGCCGGAAUAUUAUGGCGUCAUCAUGACAUUUUCUCAAGAAAAUUCGAAGUUGAAGAUAUCACGUAUGCUACAACUCAACGAUCCUAUCCCCAGUGAUCUCUGCUUUUCUGUCGUCAAGACACAGGACCAAAGGGACAACUGCUCUUUGAGCAAUUGCCUGGAACUUGGGAUCAAUUUUCGGUACACAAAUACGUCCAUAGAAAAUGUAUCAGACUUUGGGUUAGUUAGCAGUGGUCGAGGAUUGUGCAGUGUGUCAUCACGUCCAAUUAUUCUGAACUCAACCGCAGGUGUACUCAAUAUGGCUCCUGUGUUCAUACUGAUUGGGGUUGUUGCCGCGUCGGAGAUCUUUCUGUUCCUCUCCGUGGUCGCCAUCAUUGUUCUCUGCCUACGACUGAAGCAAAACCGGAACAGAAUGCAAGUUCAAGGUCAUAAAGGUGGAACGUCAAAAGGUACUGAUGAGGAAGAUCCGACAGGGCAGGGUGUUGGUUCUAAUUACGAAUCUCUUGAUGGACCUCGUGGUGGUAUUUCUCUUUAUACUGGACUCAACUUUCCAGCGAAGGUAGCCGGUUCAGAAGAAGACGGUUCGGGAUCUAGGAAUCAUCCGACAGUUGUUGGUGAGGAAGAUCCAACAAGGCAGGGUGUUGGUUCUAAUUACGAAUCUCUUGAUGGAACUCGUGGUGGUAUUUCUCUUUAUACUGGACUCAACUUUCCAGCGAAGGCAAACGGUUCAGAUGAAGAAGGUUCAGAAUCCCGGAAUCGACCAACGGUGGCCAUUGAUGAAGAUUAUGAAAAUAUUCUGUAGUUGAUGUUGAUGGCUUAGCAUAAUUGGGUGAUAAAUAGGAUUAAAAUGAAUAUACAUAGAGUGGAUAUUUUGCAGCCCUUUUGAGGGUGUAGAAUUAUAAUUCUACAAACGAUGCAUGUGCAGCACACUUGAGUGUCAAGGCCCUAUCUGACCACAUUAAAGUCUACAUUGUGAAUACCGGAGUAUGCACAGUCGUGACGCGUCGGUACUGGCGUUGAGAGCCUGGACCUGUGCAUUCUUUGUUCUAUGAAAUGGUUCGGAAAUAUAAGUUCAUAUCAUCGUCGAUAUAAUUUCAUAUCGUUGUAACGGGUAAUGUAAUCACCUCUUAUCAUUAUUGUUUGUCUUUUUAACAGUGUACUAGUACCAUUAUCAGAAUGUGUAUGUUUAGAUUAGAAAGGAUUGUAAAAAGAAUAUGAACUAAAAUUCUCCUUAGCUUUGAUAAAAUUCACUUAAAAUCUGAUUAGUCUAAGGCUCUAAAGAUACAAGUAAAUAGAUGGACCAUGACUAUAUAAACAACAAUUUUUACGUGUUUUUUGUUGUUGUUGUUGUUGUUUUAAUACACAUAAUGUUGCCAGUGAUCUACGUUAUCUGACAGUGCAUUCUAAAAAUGUGUAUAUUAUUAUGUGU